Henningerozyma blattae CBS 6284 is the source of this 1608-nucleotide messenger RNA. RefSeq names its product putative 1,3-beta-glucanosyltransferase (gene GAS3). Gene Ontology annotation, biological process: fungal-type cell wall (1->3)-beta-D-glucan biosynthetic process. The transcript has a single exon. Bases 1 to 1608 code for a protein of 535 amino acids. NCBI's taxonomy places the organism in Eukaryota, Fungi, Ascomycota, Saccharomycetes, Saccharomycetales, Saccharomycetaceae. Gene Ontology annotation, cellular component: fungal-type cell wall; cytoplasm. The record is from RefSeq and is a predicted model, not a curated record.
AUGGUUUCAAAAAACUUAUUGGCUGCCCUAACGUUAUCAUUAACCUCUGUUAAUGCAAUUUAUCCAAUUCAUAUUAAGAAUUAUCGUUUUAUUAAACCAGCAUCUUCUGAUAAUGAUGUUUCCGAAAAUGAAAUUUUUUUUAUGAAUGGUAUUGAUUACCAGCCAGGUGGUUCUUCAGGUUAUGAUCCUGACUCAACAAAUGAUGUUUUAUCAGAUCCAGACAUUUGUGCUAGAGACGCUUUCGCAUUCCAACAAUUAGGUAUUAACACUGUCAGAAUCUAUACCUUAAACCCAGAUGUCAACCACGAUGAAUGUAUGACUAUUUUAAAUGAUGCUGGUAUUUAUGUCGUAUUGGAUGUUAAUUCUGGUAAUGAUGGUGAAAAUUUGAAUAGAGCUGACCCAUCAGGUAGUUAUAAUUCACAAUAUUUAACAAGAGUUUUCAAAUUUAUUGAAGCUUUUAAAAAUUAUCCAAAUGUUUUGGGAUUCAUAUCUGGUAAUGAAGUAAUUAAUGACGAAGAAGAUUAUGCUGAAAUUGAUCCAGCCUAUGUUCGUGCUGUCCAAAGAGAUAUGAAACAAUAUAUUGCUAAAAAUGCAGAUAGACCAAUUCCAGUCGGGUAUGCUGCUGCUAAUCAAGUUGAUCUAAGAUUAGCCACUUUCAAAUAUUUACAAUGUAAUUCCUUGGAUGGUAAAACUGUUAAUUCUGAUUUAGACACAUCUAGAUCUGAUUUCUUUGGUUUGAAUACAUAUGAUUGGUGCUCAGGCCAAUCUGAUUGGACUACUUCAGGCUACGAUAAAUUAAAUUCUACAUUCUCAGAUGCUGUUAUACCUUUAGUAUUUUCUGAAUAUGGCUGUAAUGCAAAUUCUCCAAGAACUUUUGAUGAAGUUACUGAAGGUUUAUAUGGUGGGUUAGUUAAUUUGUUCUCUGGUGGGUUAGUCUACGAAUAUGCACAAGAAGCUAAUAACUAUGGUUUGGUCCAAAUUGAUGAUGAUGAUAAUUCAAUUAGUUAUUUAGAAGACUUCACCAAUUUACAAGAUAAAAUUAAAGAUAUUUCUUUACCAUCUACAAAAGAAUCACAAGUUGCCGGUCGUUCUAUUUAUAAAUGCGAUGCUAAUGCUAUUAAAAAGAUUUAUUCGAAUUUUGGAACUUCGAAUUUUACGAUACCAAAACAACCUGCUGAUAUUUCAAAAAUGAUUAAAAAUGGUUUGAAUGCUACAAACGUUGGCUCUAUUUUGUCUGAUUACACACCGCCAUCUACACUUAAAUAUAAUGUUAAGGAUACUGAUGGUAAUGAUGUUUCUGCUACUUUAUCAUAUGACCCAUCAAAUACAUUGAACAAUGUGAAAUUAGCAGCUACUUCGUCAGUCAUCUCUAACGUUACGUUUUCUAACACUACUUCUAAAUCGUCAUCUUCCAUUUCUAAAUCAUCAGGUAUCUCUUCAAGUAAAAGCAAAUCAACAGGAAAAUCCAGCAAGGUUAUAAAAUCAGCUUCUAAAAGCGUUUCAAAUUCCACAAAAUUAAGUAAAGGUGAUGCCACUAAUUUGAAAUUUAAUAACAAUGGUUCGUUUUUCUUUAUGGUUGUAACUGCUUUAUUUGCCUUAAUAAUAUAA